Carassius auratus (goldfish) is the source of this 2392-nucleotide messenger RNA. RefSeq names its product folate receptor (gene folr). Gene Ontology annotation, cellular component: external side of plasma membrane. The transcript has 5 exons. Bases 195 to 935 code for a protein of 246 amino acids. The record is from RefSeq and is a predicted model, not a curated record. Gene Ontology annotation, molecular function: signaling receptor activity. Lineage: Eukaryota; Metazoa; Chordata; Actinopteri; Cypriniformes; Cyprinidae.
UGAAGAUUGACUCUCUGAAGCUGGAAGGCUGUUGAUCAGGUGUGUGCUGUGAGGGUUCAGGGUCCAGGUCAGCGUGAACGUCUCAUUACUGGAGUUAUCACUCUUCACCAGUCUUCACUAGACUUUGAUCCGCUGAACCAGCCACAUUCACACAGUCCUGGGAAUAAAGAGUAUUCUCAGAUCCAGACAGCACAAUGGACAUCUCUCUUUCAAGGCUGCUGUUGUUUCUGCUCUUGCUGAUAGCGCUGCUGUCCUGUGUUUCUGCUGCAGACAAACUCAACAUGUGUAUGGAUGGAAAACACCAGAUCACAGAGCCCAGACCAGAGGGACAGCUGUAUCUGCAGUGUUCUCCGUGGAAAGAUAACGCCUGCUGCACGGCGAACACCACAGAAGAAGCUCAUCAGGAUAAUUCAUACCUGUACAACUUCAACUGGAAUCACUGCGGCAGUAUGAGCGAGAAGUGUAAGCAGCACUUCAUCCAGGACACGUGUUUCUACGAGUGCUCGCCGCACCUGGGGCCCUGGAUACAGCCGGCGAGCGAGUCGUGGCGUAAGGAGCGUAUCGUGGACGUGCCGCUGUGUCUGGAGGACUGUACGAGCUGGUUCGAGGACUGUAAGAAUGACUUCACCUGUAAAGAGAACUGGCACAAGGGCUGGGACUGGAGCACGGGUAUUAACCGCUGUCCGCGUGACUCUCGCUGCAGACCCUGGACGGAGAUCUUCCCCAGCGCUCAGGACAUGUGUGAGAAGAUCUGGUCAAACUCCUACAAGUACACCACGCUCACCAAAGACAGCGGCCGCUGCAUGCAGAUGUGGUUCACGGGUCCGAACCCCAACAGGAAGGUGGCUGAGUAUUACCUGAGCGGCGGUCCGGAGACGGUUGCCAUGGCAACAGGCCUGCAGGUGUUUGUGCUGCUGGGGAUGCUGCUGCGCUGACCACAUCACAAUCACAGCUGAGAAUAAACAUCUACAGACCAACACAACGGAGGACUGUUCAGUUUCUGUGCAUGUAUCUGAGUCAAAGCAUGAAAUCUAAUGUUUGUUUAUGAUAAGCCAGUUUCGUGUGGUGAACCAUGUGAAGUUGAGUAAUAUAAUGUAAUCUACAUUGAUAAUCUGUUUAUUGAUGUAGAUUUGUUAAACUACUCCGGGAUGUCUAUUGAUUAGAAAAUAAUUACUACUAAUAAUAAUUAUUCAUUUUAUUUGAUGACAUUAUUUGAAAAGCCUCUGACUACAGCAGUGUUCAAGAAAUGGGGUUCAAAAUUUAAAAAAUGACAUUAACAAAUUCUGGCAUGAAAUCUAUGAAUAACUGAAUAUAAACAUUUAUAUAUAUUUAUAUAUAUAAAUGUUUAUUGAAAUAGAACUUAAAAUAACAUGCAAUAAUUAUAUAAGUGAAAUAAAAAAAAACUGUUAUUUAUACAAUUAUUGCAUGUUGCCUAAUAAAAUAAAAUAAUAAGAUAAAACAAUAAUUUAUGUUAUUUUGCAUAAUUAUUGCAUGUCAUCGGAUAAAAUAAUAAAUAAUUGUUUCAUUUUUAUUGUAUUAUUUAUUUGAUUUGAAUUAUACAAGUAUUGCAUGUGUGAUGGAAUAAAAUAUAUAAUAACAUAUUUUAAAUAGCAAUUAUUUGUAAAUAAAAAUAAUUAACGUUUAUUUGAUUUUAUUAACCAACAUGCAGAACAAGGGUGCGCAAGAGAACCAGCGCAUGUCCGGCUGCUCUCUGGUGUUCUGUUAGUGAACCGACAGGUGGCGCUGUGACACAGGAUCUUUAGGAGCGACAGUCCAGAGAUGAGCAAACCAGAGAGAUUAUUGUUCAUUUCAUAUUUCUGAUGGAGAAGAUGUGAAUAUUCACCAGUUCUCAUGAAGGAAACUGUGAUUCAAAUGCCUUAUAGACUACAUUUAAUGAGAAGGUCCAGUUGAAUCAUACACAAUCUAGUUGUGGUUGUUUUGGGUGCAACUGUGGCCUAAUGGUUAGAGAGUUGGACUCGCUCCUAAACCUCCUGUGUGGCUUGUAAUCUGAAGGUCUCAGAUUUGAGUCUCGGUGCUGGAUCUAUAGCUUAAAUAAAAUGAAAUAGUUAUUUUAUUGUAGCCUACUGUCUAAUCAAAUAAUAUAAAAGCUACAUUAUCAAAAAGGUAAACCUCAUUGUAUGAUUAAUAGAACAGUUAUAUCACUAAUUAAAUAGAUAUAUACAUAGGAUGUUUUUAUACAGGUAAACGUCCUCUGUUUUGAAAACUUUCUCUUGAUGUGAACAUUAGGGGAAUGUUACAUUGUAUCAUUUUGAAAACAUUGUGGGAACGUUACUUUUGAAUGUUCUCUGAGCGUUCUGAAACAAGGAGCAACACUCAGGAGCUGAUCUAGAAAAAUAUUGAUGGUGUGGCGAGAAGGGGGCAGGAAUUUUUG